Messenger RNA from Spirometra erinaceieuropaei, 10342 nucleotides. The record is from the annotation of a GenBank genome assembly. NCBI's taxonomy places the organism in Eukaryota, Metazoa, Platyhelminthes, Cestoda, Diphyllobothriidea, Diphyllobothriidae.
AUGCUUUAUUGCCGUCCUGAUACAAUCACAGUUGAACUUUUAGGUUUUGACGGGACGAGCAACGUUCUGGCUGGAAAACUCUAUGGGAUCCCUGUGUGUGGGACACACUCUCACUCCUUCGUUUCGUCCUUCACAGCCGCACCUCUGGGGUAGGGGUUUUUCAUUGACAAAUUUCAUUUUAAUUCCCCCCCCCCCCGGAUCGUAGGCCGAAGGCCCACCCGAAGGUAAGAACUCAGACGGGACAGUCUCGUAGAAUCUCUCACCCAGCGAGAGUUGUUUUGGCAUUGCAAGGAUACGCGGAAUGUAUGAAAGUUACCUGCACAACCUCGAUACCACAAGCUGCGUAAAUAAACGGAUAAUUCUUGAGUGCCAUUUAGCAAUGGCUUCCACAUAGUGUUCCAUAGCACUGAUGUGUUGCGACAACAAUCCCAUAAACACCAGGAUUCCCAUUUUCUGAGUGAAGUUUAACCUCGUGUUGACUUGCCGCUUUUCAGUUAGGGAGAACUUCGUCAAUCUUGGCUGUCAAUUCCAACAUCGGAGUUCUCAAUGGUAGGUGGGAUCUGAGGUUCUGUUGGUUACUACUUGCCGGUUGUCAUUGGUAGAUGUUGUAAAUCAACGAGUUUGUUUUGCUACCACCUGCAAGUUAAACCUUCCCCUCAGGGCCUAUAAACUCAUAAAAGUUGCAAACCCCUUGUAUCCAACAGUUGUUUAUGUUUCAGUAGUCGACCUAUCGGCUGUCCUGCCGAAAACGGCCUUCACCAGACCAGUAGGCACACGGUUGAGCCGUUGGCCGACAGUGCAGUGUGGAAAAGCCUGGACUACCAACUGACCAAUGGCCGAGAGCUAGAUUAUUAUUAUAAAUAUUAAAAAUGCCUAUUGUUUUUAUCACCCGAAGCAAAUUUUUAGUACAUUCAAACACAUGGUUAUCAAAACUGUCGGAAAUUGUUCUGUCUGGUCCCAGACUGCCUUUUUUGAUUCCAGACGCUGACGCCGAAGACCCAAGCUGCGAAAGAUUCACGUCUCACAUGAAUCAGAAUAAUGACCAAGAGAUUGCAUGCUGAGGAGGGUCGCGGACCCAACAAAACCAUUGCCUUAUUAAGCGUAGCUCGGUCAUAGAUAGUAGCCUAUUAUUCAUGCAGGAAUGGGCGCACACUGCUCCAGUGGAUUCUCGAAGUAAGAAAACUCCCAGUGGUCGACAGAUGUCUUGAACAUGCAGAAACCUACCAGGUUGACAGGGAUCUGAUAAUGGACAGGGAAUGACAGGGAAUUUGGGUAGAUUGUUCCAAGACUGUUUCGGCGAAUUCUGCCUUCAUUCAGCCAAGCAGGAGUUAAGUGACCGGAACAGGACGUUUUAAGGUCUGACUAGCAACAGCAGUGGGGGACCCAUUGAGGUGUCAAACACCUCGCAGCUGCUCACACAGAAGCAAAAAAAUCGGAAAAAACACGUUUCUGGGCUUUUAAAUCGCACCUGUGUUGCUAGAAUGGCAUCUAGUAGCCCUAAAAUACGGUAUAAUAACUCUGCCACAUAGAUUUCUUACUACUUGUAGUACCAAUUUCUUGUAAAAUGGGCAUUAGAUGGUUAGUCCACAGUAGUUUUUGGUCCUCGACCGGAAUGUUCACAUGUCAGACAUUAAAAUGUCUUGUCCCGGGGACUGAACUCCAUGUCCUGCACUGAAUAAUUUCUGAAAUUAUUCGUUUGACAUAUAUAUAUAUAUAUAUUAGCAGAGCGCAUGGACGACAUGGAAUGUGGGCAGAUUCGCCGUCAUUCAGCGAUCAUAAUCCUGGCCAGCAGCUGCAACCAGAAACACAAACAUGCACUCCUACGCGGCGCAGAUGGUCCACAGAUGGCGCCGAACCAAAGUCCAUCAGUGCCUCGCCACCUGUCAUUUUCCGUCGUUGCAGAUCGGGUAUUUACUCAAUCAGGAAUGGGCGCACACCAAUCUAUUGGCUUCCCGAAGCAAACAAGCUCCGCAUGGGUGACAAAGGCCACGAAUAGGCAACCAACCACUAGGCCGAAGUCAGCCAAGUUAUAAUAGCGGGGAGGAGGGACGACAGAGAAUUUGGGUAGAUGUAUACAGUACUAUGGUAGAGAGGCGUUCACCGAUCGUUUCUACAGAAUUCACUCGUCCCGUUGUGCCUGAGGGCCCUCUCUCGAUUCCAACCGGCAGCCGCACAGCAGUGCAUAAUAUUGUCUUUGUCGGUAAUACCAUUCUGAUACAGUACUGCUUCGGUCUUAUUCUGCCUUCAUUCAGCCAAUCAUAACCCUGGACAGCAGCCGGGACCAAUAACACAAACCUGCGCUCGUACACAGCGCAGAUGCUUCUAGGGUUCUGGAUUGGGACGCAAAGCACAACGGGAAAACAUGUCACGCCGUAAGCUGACCGAUGAAGGCUCCGCUACCGUAGUUAAUAUUCCAAAUCCUACAGGACAAAUGACCCGUGGUUCAGUGGUAGUGAAUUUGACUACUUAGCGUUCUAUGAUGAAAGAACCUAGUUACGUGUUAGGUGGAUCUGCUAAUUACGGCUAAUAAGCCAGAAAAGAAUAUCGCUGUCUCUAUUGUUUUUAUCAGUACCCUCCACAAUGCAUAUAUAUAAAGGGUAAACUACAUGUGUCCAGGAAACUGCCUUUUUCAGUCCGAACCGCCCUAUUUUUUCAUUCGCCGAUUUCUAGAAGACACAGUUACUCAGAACGACUAAGGCUGUAGCACGAUUGCAGUCCGUGUAAAAUUACUUAAUUUUGCAGAUUACAUUCAUGCUCUCAUGGUCCAUUUUCAAGACGUUCGGGUUGUAAUGGCUGAGACCCUUUGAGAUCCAAAAGUUCUUGCGUAUGCCUAAUUUUGUCAUGCGACUUUCUUGUCGUUACCGGAGGUUUUUCGCCAAACGUACGGUUUGUAAAUCUCUGCUAUUUAUUUCGAAGUGAAAAGUUUUAAACCAAAAUCGUUCCUUUUUAGUGUCUAUAAGUGUUUCAACUCUCCAUCCGUCCUAACUACUAAGCAUUCCAGCGAAAUACUGUUUUUUAAUGGAAAAGUCGUUACUUUUUGGGAUGGACGGCACUGCAUCCAGUUCUCAAAACAAAUUCUGUAAACUUGGUUUCUCCGAUGAGGUCACCUUAUUUUUUUUCUCCAAAAGGAAUUCUUCGACUGCUCCGAACAGGUUCCUCCAAAAACCAUCGGAUCAAACGGUAGCUGGAGAACCCGCUGCGGCGACCCCGGUUGAAGCUGCGACUUUCGAUACAAGUCAGCUCGCCGACGCUUCUAAAAAGUGGCUUCUGCGUCUUGUCACCACACUUGACUUCAGCAUUGAGGAAGUGAAACCGGAGGAACUCAGUGCAUUCGUUCAUUACGCGGCCGCCUUCCCUUCAUCCUUCGUUGGUCUAGUGGAUACUUACAGCGUACUUAAGUAAGAUCGGAUGAUUUUCCCCACUGUCAGCCACUUGACCAGUUAUUUUUUCGUUUUUUGUUUGUCAUUUGCGCGGUUCUUUCCGACGUAGAGGUCCUGAAACCCAUGGCAAAUCUGCACUUUGGGCUGUCAUAAUCCGUUCUGGAACUUCGUAAUAACACCAACAGUAUGCAAGCUCGGAAUUUUCCCGAACCCCCGACAGUUAGACCGUCGUGCCCGGCAGUGACCACCAUGAGUUCCACAGCAAGGUGCAACAGUCACGGUAACUUGCGCGUAAAUGGAUGUUGACCUGCGCGACCUCUACCGCACUGUCUCCUUCUCCCUCCCCCCCCCGUAGGCUCAGUGUAAAAAUAUAGUCAAGAAGACUGGAGGACCCAGGUGGCUGGCGCGGCCGGGCCCGCACCUGGGCGUACCACAACACCCCUGGUCCACGACAGAAAUUUGAACAAAAUUUUAACCAAUAGCAAGAGCAUCACAACGGGUGAGAAGGACGAGGAUGAAUGGGCAGCCACGCUCACGACAUGUAUACUCAGCGGAAACGGAGGCACAUCCACCGACAGGGAACCCGGUGUCAGAAAGCGCGCACCAGACUGCGAGGACCAUGGUUUGCUGACUAUGGCAUGGCAGACACAUACAGAUCUUUAGGUCCCAAACCACCAGCACGGUAGAGAAAAGCACGAUCAGCUAUGAAGAAAAUAUUUUUUUAUAGGCAGGUCGUUCUCAUUGAAAAUCCGCGCGUAUUUAUAGCAUCCCAAUCAGGUUCGUAAGAAUUCUACCCAAUCCGCUCCAAGAAAAAAUGCUAAAGUAGCCGAGCAACUUCUCGAAGACACGGACCAAUCGGGUUUCAAGGACACAUCAUGGUUCCAGCCAAUGGCGAGACAGUGUUGAGUACGUGCGUGUUGUACGCAGACAACACGCAGGCGGGACACACGGACGUCUUUUCCAGAGAGACCGAAUGACCCCUUUCACGAACGUGGGCAUUCAAAGCAUGGGCAUGUCUUGAUUCUCACAUUAGUAUCAGUGUAAAUGUCGGUAUUCUCUCUUCAGUAAACCGGUAGUCAUCACAAGCAUUCGUGUCCGCCAGAAAUCGGAAUACUUGAAAACGCGUUCUUGGGCAGUUCUAAACAUCGUCAGCAAAGAUUGGUGUCCAUCGAUCGAGUCAGAUUAAGAGACAGAAUGCGGAGUGAUUCCCAUACAGACUAGAGUCCUGGGCCCUGAAAAUAGGUCAAAGGAGCCUAUUAAACUUUUUCUAUCUUUUGUGCUAUUCAUAUUGACCCAACUAUGAAAAACUCGGCGUCUCGGUGGGACCCACGCAGUAAGGGGGAAGGCUUAAGUACAGCCAACGCUCUAACCACCUGAGCUACGAGGCCCCGCCGGACGACGCGAGUUUUAUCACACUUGGGUCAAGUUACCGGCCCAAACUACUGCAACGUCUGGAAUCCACCAAAUCUGAUACAGUAAUUUGACUGCCCAAACAGGGCAGUUGAUAAUAUUGAUAAUCAGGUGCUGAUCGUUGUGGGUUACUGGCUCCUUUUCUGUGAUCGAUCAGGAGAAAUUGGUAAUGAAAUUUCAUGCAGCUAAUGAAAAUUAUUUAUUACCAAUAGGAUUAAAUAAUUUCCUAUCGGAAGCACACACUAACAAUUUCGACGUAUUGAACCAUUAAUAUAAGGAAACUUGUGAAAUCGAAAUUCGAUUUUUUGUGAUAAACUUUUGCCAAAACUUGAAUUUAAGCACCCAUAAACUCCAAAUAUGAGUGCGAUUGCCAUCUGCAAACUGGCGGAGCCUCCAACAUAUCAAUCGAAAUGCCUUUGGACAGAAGUUAUCCUCAUUCACCCUGGUACCGUUAUCCGGGUUGGGGCUUUAAAUAUAAUUUUGAUGUGACAUGCCGUUUCAGUUAUUUUUGGAAAAUUAAAAUCGACGGUGUACCAUUUCUGUCCAGUUCGAUUAAAAACCGAGACCAAGAUCUGCUCAAGUACCCGUUUGUUUAUGUCCACCUCGCGAGCCGGAAACUGUCGCCCAUCUUCUCAGCCCACCCGCAGUUUAUCUUGUAGAAUUUGUUUAAUUUCUUCGAUUAAUGAAGGGGCCCUGUACUCCCACGAUCGCGUCAUUUUGAGUUUUCUUCAAUAGAACAUGACUGCUUCUGAAGGCAUUAACGCGCAGUAAAUGGCAACUUAUUCCGUUACAGCGCACAGCAUAUUCGUUCCACCUGACAAAACAGCUGCCUAGGCUCUUACCCGUGGUAAAAGGGUUCUGGAGCCCCUAACAUGCAAAACUGUACUACUGCAAGUGUUACUCGGCAAUAGAAAGAGCACUACCCGUCUACUGCGUUGAUUGCCCACGAAUCAACAGAUCGUUCAUUGACCUGCUUCAUUGUGUCUAUAAGCACGCCGCUUAAUUAAUUCCACUUUGAACAACCAAAAGCCCAAAAUGGAACGUUUGCGCAGCGCGUGACUGGCGUCAAAACCGAAGUAACGGCCCCCUUUUAGCAUCCUGGGACUCCAGUGUGCGUGGGCUUGGAUUUCCGAGUACUUGCGGGCAGCCUAGCCAUAUUUUAUGCUGUAGAGGGUGUAAGUUAGCGCCUGUGAAGGCAGCCUUAGAUUGUAUUCGCAAAAGCACCAAGCCCCUAGCUAUGCCCUUUAAAUGUUCCUGCAUAGAUCGGCACAUUUUCAACUGCGUUGUCGGACGAGGAGCCCGUCUGUUCGGUUACUGUAGAGAACAUAUUUGUCCCGUCUUGCCUCGGAUUAAAGCGAACUCUGGGGGGACUCAACGUCACCUCUGAGUUAUAAAGUUUUAUGCAAUUGUCAGUCGUCUAACAUGACAGCUCGUUGUCGUAAACGUACAUUUCCACCGUACACCACACGGAUUGGGCACCUAACCGGUGAUUUAUGCGUAGAUCAGUUUACGAAAUGGCAGACUUGCGCAGCAUCUACUAAACUUCCUCCUCCAUAGUCCACUUUGUUCCGAUGGUAAGAUACUAUUAAGACGAUCGGUGUUGAGGGUCGACACACUGGCUGAAAGGCCUAAACGGUCGGUCUACGCGGACCACACACGACCUGAUAUUCACAGCGUGCACCGUUUUGUAAUAAGGGUAGCUCGAGGCUCACAACAGAGAGAGUUCUGUGAGAGCCCUUUCAGCCCGAAUGUUGGUUUUCCAGUUGGCUCAAAAUACUUCCAAGGGGACAGAUUUAUCCCAUCGGUUAUAAAAGCUCCAAGAUAGGAAAAAGCUCAUCGUGAUUGAUUUGAGCGCGUCAGUUUUAAUACAGACGGACCAUGUGCGUGUGCCACACAUGAAAUGCUCAUCCCUUCGAUUACCACGCACACAGGGCGUGGCCAUUAUUGGCUGCAAUGCCUUGACACUGAAGUCGUACUUUGCUCGCGCCAGUGGGAAAUUUGAUCGUUUAAAACCAUACUACUUAUUCCUUUAAAGUAGCAAUGUAUGUGUGAGUGACGUAAUCUGAACAUUUUUUACAAAACCUAAUUUAACACAUUCGAAGUUGCUUAAAAUUCGCCCAUUUUUAAUUCAACUUUGUGUCUACUUCCUUCUUGACUUCACGAACUAGGUCGGGUGUUAAUAACUUCUGCGCCGUCGCUCUGGCUCUAUGGGACUUUGGUCACAAAGCGGUGGGCGUUAGGAUCGACAGCGGUGAUUUGGCCUACCUCUCCACUGCUGUGCGCAAGAAGUUCUCGCAGGUUGCAGAUCAGUAUGUUCCACAAUUUCCCCUCUCCCGACCAUAUUACUUUUCAUAUUUCUCAAGCUGGAUCCUGUAUAAUAGGCAUUUAAGUCAUUGACAGACACUUUGGUGAGAGUUUGGUAUGUAAUCCACCUUGGAUUUGGUUCAUAGCGGUUUUUCUGACAAUAGGUGUAGAAGGGGAUUGUACAAUAUGCGGACUUUGACCUUCACUAGCGUUAACGACGUUGCUUUUCUCCGUAUUUGAGUCAAGAUUACGGUUAGUGUCAGAACAUGGGUUAUUCUUAGGGCAAGGGUUGUCAGGUUUGGGCUAUGGUUCGGAUAUGGGAUUGAAACUAUAAUUGGGGUUUUCGGUUUAGUGGUUAGGGUUUAAAGGCCUGGUUUAGGGUCCUGGCUACCUCCAACUCUUUCUUAAGUGCUUACGGGUUAAGGUUUAGGGUUACCCAUUAUACCCAUGACCACGGUUGGCAUUAGGGUUGAAGUUAACUACAGCAGCCCCGGUGGGGUUUCAUACAGUGACGAUCGAAUUUGUUCGCUUUCGAUAUUUCCAGAAUAAAGGGAUGGGGGUUAUUUCUUUCUUCUUCAGGAUCUGCCGAAUUUUCACCAUUUUCCGCCCACAUAUUUUUGAUUUUUUUAGAUCUUAAAAGAUUGAUUACCUGAUUUAAAUUUACCUCAAUGUCGAUGAUAAUUGUCUCCUUCUCUUAUGCCCACUGCCAUAGAUACCAUCUACCAUGGUUUCGUGAUCUCAAGAUAAUCGUAAGCAAUGAUCUGGACGAGGACACCAUUCUUUCUCUUUAUCAACAGGUGGGAAAGUCUUGGGAUGGUUUUCCUUAUUCAACUGCAAAAUCUACUCGUGCAAUUUAUGCGUUAUCGCUAAUAUUGCUAAUGAAAUGAAAUAAGCUGGUUAACAAAUAUAGGAAGUAGGUAAAUCAUAUACCACCGCGCAUACUCUGGGUCGCCUGUAACAAGUUCUAGUUCGCCAAUACAGCGCAGUAUUUGAGAAAUAAAAACCGGACAAGUAAUUCAGUUGUCCAAUAUGCUGUUAACAUUCUAUGCUGACCAAAAUUUAUACCCCCGAGUCUUCGUUUGCAUUUGGAAUGCAACCCCUAUAUGCGCAACCAAUCCGAUGACGAUGUUUUUUUAGAAAGCUAGCCAAUGCACAGACCAAACCUCCAUUGUAACAACCCGCUGCAGUACGAUAGGGCAGUCUCUUGCAUAUAACGUCUAGUCUUUACUCAGCAUCUACUUGAGAUCCGCUCCUGUGUUAAUUUAAAUCUAAAUCACUUUUUUGAUUGGUCGUCGCGGGCACCGAUUUAGGGCCACUCGAUUGAUGUGUUUGCGGUCGGGACACAACUGGUAACCUGUCAGAAACAAUCGGCUCUGGGCUGUGUAUUCAAACUGGUGGAGAUCAACGGAGUGCCUACGGCAAAACUAAGUGAAAACGUCCUUAAAAUGAACAUUCCAGGGCGGAAAAUGGCAUACCGCCUAUUCGACAGCAAAGGUAAGACCUUCGGGUAUCCUAAGUAUCAAACCUCGCGGAGGCCUUUUUUGCUGAAUACAGCUUUUUUACGGAUUUCUCCCACUAGGUGUGGCAUUGCUCGAUCUUACGCAAUCUGCUGACGAGGAAGAACCAACUGUUGGAGAACGCGUCCUCUGUCGAAGCGCUUAUCAUGCUGCAAAAUUUGUCGAGAUAAUUCCAUCUUCCGUCCGAAAGCUGCACAUGGUUGUCUGGAAGGACGGCAAAGUAAGUCUGCCUACUCACUUUUCCUGCGGCCUUCGACUGCCCUUGCUAGUUGGAUAAACAGAAAGUACACGCUGAGCAGAAGGUGUUACAUCGAGUAAAAAAUUACUUUGUACUUUUAAAGCAGGCGUAGACAGCAGAAUUUAUUAGAACCAAUAGACGGCCUAUCAACUGCAGCCUGUCGUUUCAUAACACAGAUAACAAGUGAGAAAGGUACAGAGGGUUGAACUUUCACAGAGAAAAUCAAUAUAAAACAGCAAGGUCAUCGUAUCCUGCAUGUACACUAAUCAAUAGAAUGGUAACUUGAAAAUGCACUUGAAAUGGGGAAUUUAACACGCCGAGGGAGUUCGUAAACAAAAGGGCUCAGAUCUACCAGGGCAAGCUAAGUUUGAUCACGUGGUCUAACUGUUUACAUAUGUCGGGUUUCUCCUGCCGUAUUUAGGCUGUCUCCAGGUAGCACAGUAACUGAGUUGUUCAUGCUCUAGCUAAUACUCGAAAAGAUGUUUUGGGGUUAACCGAAUGACCGUUAACAAGGUGUUUUGUAAUAGAAGACCGUGGAAUCUUAUUCUUCCAAAGAAGCCAUUUAGGCAGGCGCUCAACUGACCUGGCUGCCAGUUGCCUUUGCGUUCGCCCAAUGUACUUGCAUCCACAAUUGCAUCUGAAUUCGUAAACACAAUUUGACGUGGCGUUAAAUGGCAAGGCAUCCUUCGCCCGUGGAACUUGGAUGACCUUAGUAGGGCUGCAGAAUAUGAGUUCAGCUGAGUUGUAUGUACCUUUCUCACUUGUUAUCUGUGUUGUGAAACGACAGGCUGCAGUUGAUAAGCCGUUGCGAAAUUUACUGGUUCUAAUAAAUUCUGCUGUCUAUGCCUCUUUUAAAUUCAUUCCGGGGAAAUAUUGCUUCAACUUUGUACUUUGAUGAGGAACCAGAGACGUGCCUUCUCCUCUUUCCCCACCAACAUCUAGGUUCAUGAAUAUUUACCGGUAUACCUUCAGUUGCAGCAAGGAACUGCAGUAACUUACUUUUGGUAUGUCUUGAGCAGCCUAGAUGAUAGCCCUUAAUAGGCAGCCCUGACUCCAGCUCGGCGCUAGAUGACCUGGAAGUACAGUCCGGAGUUUUUGACCAAUGAGUUUUACGCCAGACGGUCUGCCAGUAAGCGACACACUAGCAUCGCUGUCGGUUGUUCGGGAGUAUGCUAAUUCCCCUUGAGCAUCAUCCCCUAAUGCAUCAAGGCUAUUCCUACGCCAUCAUUGUUCUCUCAUAGAAAAACUGUUAACGACAUCUCCUGUCUGCACCUGCAUUGCCGGAUCCUCUUCUUCCGUUCUACCAGGUAACCUGCACCGUACCCAGCCUUGAAGAUAUUCGACGUCGGGUGAAACAAAGCCUUGCCGAACUGAGACCCGAUCACCGACGCCAACUCAAUCCAACACCCUACAAGGUCUCCUUGUCUGAAUCACAGUACCGCCUCACACAGGACACUUGGAUCAGUCUGGCGCCAAGGCUGGUGCUGCGUUAG